Melanotaenia boesemani (Boeseman's rainbowfish) is the source of this 774-nucleotide messenger RNA. RefSeq names its product mediator complex subunit 29 (gene med29). Gene Ontology annotation, cellular component: mediator complex. Lineage: Eukaryota; Metazoa; Chordata; Actinopteri; Atheriniformes; Melanotaeniidae. The record is from RefSeq and is a predicted model, not a curated record. The transcript is spliced from 4 exons. Gene Ontology annotation, biological process: regulation of transcription by RNA polymerase II. Gene Ontology annotation, molecular function: transcription coregulator activity; transcription factor binding. The coding region runs from base 16 to 555 and encodes 179 amino acids.
UAACUGUUGGUGAAGAUGGCGUCUCAGCCGCAGCAGCUACAAUCCGUUGGGUCAAUGUCUCAGCCAGGAUUACAACAAGCCGCUGCGAUACAGCAGCAGCAGCAGCAAAUCAGUCAACAGCAAGACUUUGAUCCAGUUCACAGAUUCAAGAUGCUAAUUCCACAGCUGAAGAAGAGUUUGCAGAAUUUAAUGAAGAUUGCAUCCCUGAAUUUAGCUCACAACACAUCAAUUGAUAACGGCAUCAAAAGCAGCGACACUUCGGUUCAGCGCUUUGACAAAAGUCUGGAGGAGUUUUACGCCCUUUGUGAUCAACUGGAGCUUUGUUUGCGUCUGGCAUACGAGUGCCUCUCACAAAGCAUUGACAGUGCCAAACAUUCACCCAACCUGGUCCCAACAGCCACCAAGCCAGACACCGUGCAGACAGAGUCCAUGUCUUAUGCUCAGUACCUUGGAAUGAUCAAGUCUCAGAUCUCCUGUGCCAAAGAUAUCCACAAUGCUUUGCUGGAGUGUUCCAAGAAGAUCGCAGGAAAAGGACAGCCUCAGGGAAUCAUGUAGAUCUGGACAGACUACUUGGACAUUUUUGGGGGGGAUUUGGACUUGUGUUCCACAUUUCUUUUCACAUGAUCGCAUAUCAUUGAGUUUCUUAGAACUUUCUCUUGUAAAUGCUGUGUAAAUAUUUAUCUCAAAAAGUCAUGUUUGAUGAUUGCCAGCAGGUGGUGACAAAGUUGCAGGCACUUUUGUAGCAUAUUUCUGAUCAUUAAACAUUUGUACUGA